Nothobranchius furzeri (turquoise killifish) is the source of this 4194-nucleotide messenger RNA. RefSeq names its product adrenoceptor alpha 1D (gene adra1d). NCBI's taxonomy places the organism in Eukaryota, Metazoa, Chordata, Actinopteri, Cyprinodontiformes, Nothobranchiidae. Gene Ontology annotation, cellular component: plasma membrane. Gene Ontology annotation, molecular function: alpha1-adrenergic receptor activity. Gene Ontology annotation, biological process: phospholipase C-activating G protein-coupled receptor signaling pathway; positive regulation of vasoconstriction; positive regulation of cytosolic calcium ion concentration. The record is from RefSeq and is a predicted model, not a curated record.
UGCCUUUCUUUGUCUUUUUGUGAUAUUUGCAAUGAAUGUAUGAUAAAUACUAUUCAAAUAUACCUCAGAAAAAAGGCAGAGCAUAAAAAAAAUGACUGGCCAUAUGAAGCUCCUGUUGUUUGGGAGGCUGCGAACGCAACAAGCGCCACAUGAAUGUGGGUGGAGCUGGAGGUUCAGACCUGCUGUAGCAGCUCUGGCUGUGAUCAGAGUUGUUCCAAAGGAUGUCACCAUGCAGAAGAAAAACGCGCUAUAAUGGACCUAAAUGCGCUUCCGGUUGGGGCUGUUCAUUAAUCCACUAAGCCAGGAUUUAAAACAAAUUUACAGGAAAAGGACGGAUCUGAAGGCGCGUGCGGGUGGAUGUUUUUGUUAUUAUUUGUUUUGAGUUGAAUUCUUUUAUGUUUUGUUAGCUGUUUAUUCUGAUGAAAGCCGCCAGGUUGCGUUUCUGAGACCAACGCGGAGCGAGGCAGAGCGCAGCGCCCAUCAGCCAGUUUUCCUGCGAAUAAAACUUCCUCUAAAGUUCUCUUUAUGGCGCAAAAUGACAGACUCUAAUUUGCGGAAUGAAAGCAACUAUGGGCUGUCUCCUGAAGCGUUCAACGACUCUGUUCUGGACCGCUUGUUUCAACGUGACAACAUCACAUGUCAGAACUUCACCGUGGACUCGCAGGCUGUCGGCGUCGGGAUCUUCCUCUCUGCUUUCAUCCUGGUGGCGAUCGUUGGGAAUAUUUUGGUCAUCCUGUCCGUGGUGUGCAACAAGCAACUGCAGAACAUCACCAACUUCUUCAUCAUUAACCUGGCCAUGGCGGACCUGCUGCUGAGCAUCAUCGUGCUGCCCUUUUCCGCGUCUUUAGAGGUGCUGGGCUGCUGGGUGUUCGGCAGGGUGUUCUGCAACAUCUGGGCAGCUGUGGACGUGCUCUGCUGCACCGCCUCCAUCCUCAGCCUCUGCAUCAUCUCCAUCGACCGCUACAUCGGGGUGAAAUACUGCCUCAAGUACCCGAGCAUCAUGACAGAGAGAAGGGCAGUGGCUAUUCUGGUGCUGGUGUGGGUCUCAUCCGUGGUGAUCUCUGUGGGACCGCUGCUGGGAUGGAAGGAACCCCCGCCUGUGGACGAGAGCAUCUGCAGGAUCACAGAGGAGCCCGGAUACGCGCUCUUCUCCUCGCUCUUCUCCUUUUACCUCCCGCUCAUGGUUAUCCUCAUCAUGUACUUUCGGGUGUACGUGGUGGCCCGCAGGACCACGAAGAGCCUGGAAGCGGGCGUCAAACGGGAGAGGACUAAGUCUGUGGAAGUUGUGCUCCGGAUUCACUGCCGCAGCGUGCUGGAGGACGCGCGUCCGGCCAGCUCCAAGAGCAGCAAAAACCACCCAUUCCGAAGUUCGCUCUCAGUGCGGCUCAUGAAGUUCUCCCGGGAGAAAAAGGCUGCUAAAACUCUCGCCAUCGUGGUGGGGAUGUUCAUCCUCUGCUGGCUGCCCUUCUUCUUCUUCUUGCCAUUAGGUUCCUUGUUCCCUUCGCUGAAACCGUCUGAAACUGUGUUUAAAGUCAUCUUUUGGCUGGGAUACUUCAACAGCUGCAUCAACCCAAUAAUCUACCCCUGCUCCAGCAAAGAGUUCCAGCGGGCUUUCACUCGAAUCCUCAGGUGUCAGUGUCGCCAAAAACGGAGAGUCCUGCGUCGCUUCUACGACCAGAGGUGGCGGACAGCCGUGAAGGGGAAAACGAUGGAUCAGAGGGGGGACUACCAUGCCGGCCUUGCUGUUCGUGAAACCUGUGGGAGCUCUUUGUUACAUAAGAGGAAACGCUGCUCACUGGGUCUAAAGAGAUGGAGCAUUUUCCCACCUCUUCAAAAGUCCUCCUUUCAAUUUAAAGAAAAAGUGAACAACCUGUCAAAUAAAAUCAAGGGAGGGGGCGGGAAAGUCACCGCACCUGCACUGGGCCGAACUGAUACUGUGGACACCGUUUCUAUGGGGAUUUACAGCUCGUGUGAGCCGAGCAACUUUCAGUUCUAUGAUCUGCCAGAAUGCUACGGCCUGAAAGAGACUGACAUUUAGAGGGCCCUCAGAGAGUCCUUCAUUUAUUUUCAAAGACCCGUACUGGAAACAACUUGCAGGAAAUGCUGUGGCAAAGAAAGAUUUUGGGAAAACAUGAAAGCUGGGAAUAGUUUUCAUUCUGAAUUACAAAAAAUUAAAAUUAAAAAUAACUCCUCGGACAUGUUUUUAAAUCAUUCAAAUUUCAAAGCUUGAGAUUUUUGACAAAAACACUUCUACACCAAUCAGCAUCAUCUGUACUCUUGAGCCAGUGUCUCAUGCAGCUGUGGUCACUGGGAAGUCUUUGGAGACACAAAAUUGUGAAAAAAUGGACAAACCUGCAGUUGAACUUAGUAUGCAUGGCACUUUGCAACAGUUGUUAUACACGAUAAGGCCACAGGAAGCAUAAGAUUUGCUAUUUUGUCCUUAAAUCUUUUAACUUUGUGUCUGUUUUAAUAAUUCAUUGUGGAAACUAAAUUGAAAAACAUUAAAGAUUAGCUACAGAUACAAGCAAAAACAUUGUGUCUAUUUUCAAUAAACAUGUUUUGCACAUUUUUAGGAUCAUUUUCAAAUUUCCGGAAAGAAAACACUGAUACUCACAAAACAAAGCUAAGAAAGUUUGAGAAUGUCUUGAGACAUUUUUUUAAUGAAUUCACAGCCAAUGCUUCCUAUUUGCUUGCCUGAUGACUGCAGGAGACAGGCACCAGUCCCCCGCGACCCUGUGUGGAUAAGCGCCGCCAAUGAAGUGUAACGUCACGUGUCUACACCCCCUCCGGCAUCUCUCCACUGAUCACUUGUUUUUUAUGUUAGUUUUCAAUAAACAGAGCUAAACAGUGGCAAAAAUUACAUUUAUUAUCAUAGUUAACACACAUAGAGCUGUAGGCUGCACAAGUAAACAAAAGUAGGACAGUAAAGUUACAUUUUACAGGUUUCCAGCUGAUAAAAUAUGCUGAGGCAAUGGUUAACAGCCAAUUCUAGUGGAUAAACCACCCACAUUGUGGCAAAGUCUCAUGACAGAGUAGAAAAAGUUAAUUAUCUGCCCCACAUGUCCAGAAACAAGUUAUAGCCAUCUAACAACUUAUAUGCUUUUAUUAUACAGUAAUCAUGCACGACUGUGGGGACGAGGAGUCGGAGAGAUCCAACCGACAAAGAUCAGAUCAGUCCAGAGAAAUUAACGUGGGUGAAAGUGACAACACUGGUGUGGGGUGUAGUUCUGUGCGACCAGCGGUAACAGUCUUGUUGCAACAAUUACACAAAAUGCGUUGUGUAAUUGGAUCUGGCAACCGCUAACGUCGUUUGUGUUUCUGUUUAAGCUGCUCAUCAGAAUAAACAGAUCAUCCGUUAAUCUCCAAAGACGAGCGGCGUUCAGCAUUAACCCGCAAAAGAAAUCCGGCCACACCUGCGUUGGUUCAGCUGUGAGAAGUCCGGAUGGCCCCACAGCUCGUUAGCUGUUUCAAACAGAUCUGGAAGCUUUGUGCUAAACACCAUUAGCUUUGAGAUGUUUCUUUUUUGUUCUUCUGCACAAAGAUGCGUUUGAUUAUCUAAGUAGUAAUAUCUAAACCCCUAAGUUUUAUUUGUUAGUUUAAAUUUAAAGGUGUAGAGAGACCGCUCUGGAUACUGGCUGGAGAAGGGGUUCUGGCCCUCCAGCUUGUGUGGAUGUGCGCAGUUAUCCGAAUGUAAACAACACCUUUCAAUGGGUCUAUUGUCAAUAGAUAGAUGGAUGCUUCCAAUUUGAGUGAGAUACUGGUUUUCUUGUGUAUUUAUUCAUUUUGACAUCCAAAAACCUUCUCUGUGUUUUAUUAUUAUUCACAGUGUGACGAUGACAGUGGCAUCUUUGUUUGAUAUUUGUUGACUGAAAUUUUAAAAAGCUAAACAAACAAAUACCCUACUGCAGCUCUCUCAGAGAACUCUCAUAAGUGCAAUUUUAAUUGUUUGCCAGAAACUCUGAACUGUAACAUACUAUUAUUUACCGUUGUUACUGUUUUGACAAGACAUUGUGAAAAAAAAACAAUAACCUUAUAGUGUUUAUUCUGUUAGGUUUGUAUGGAUGUACAAACCUAAGUGAAAUUAGCAGUGAGUGACAAAGUGAAAAGAAUGUGCUUUUUUGUAUUUUUUGACUUCAUGUUUACAUCAGCUGUACAGAAAAAUAAAAAAUAUUUUAAAAAAACUUUUCAAAACAG